AUGGAGAUUUCAUGUAGAUCUGCUUCAAUCAAAACAAAUGCCCUAAAAGCUGGUGAUAUAAAGGGAUCAAACCUUCUUAUUGACAAUGAUGGAGUUCUUAAAAUUGCUGAUUUUGGAUUAGCAUCGUUCUUUGAUCCUCAUCACAAGCAUCCUAUGACCAGUAGAGUGGUGACCUUAUGGUAUCGUCCUCCCGAACUUCUUCUCGGGGCCACCGAAUAUGGUGUCGGAGUGGACCUCUGGAGUGCUGGCUGCAUUCUUGCUGAAUUGUUGGCCGAAAAGCCAAUUAUUCCUGGUCGAACAGAGCUAAGUUAUUUGUGUAACAUAUUUUGUGCUUCUCUCCGUGGUUCUUUUGCUGUCAUUAUAGUAGUUAAAUCUAAGAAGAACAAAAGCAUUGCUGAGUGUGGUUCUUUAGCUAACUUUUCUCAAGAGCUUCAAAAGCUAGAGGAGUAUCGCAUGAACCAGAAAUCCAUUGAUUCAAUGGAAGUGCAGCGAUUAGAAUCUUCUCUGAAUUGGAAGCUGGAAGCGCUCCUUGCAGCUGUGAACAAUAAAGAUACCAGCCACAUUGUUCAUGUUCUAGCUGGUACAAAUGCUCUUUCUGAUGUGCUUAUAAGGUACAAGAAGAAGCACACUAAAUCUUCAUGA
Messenger RNA from Arachis stenosperma, 642 nucleotides. Its product is annotated as negative regulator of the PHO system-like. NCBI's taxonomy places the organism in Eukaryota, Viridiplantae, Streptophyta, Magnoliopsida, Fabales, Fabaceae. Gene Ontology annotation, molecular function: ATP binding; RNA polymerase II CTD heptapeptide repeat kinase activity; cyclin-dependent protein serine/threonine kinase activity. Gene Ontology annotation, cellular component: cyclin-dependent protein kinase holoenzyme complex; nucleus. The coding region runs from base 1 to 642 and encodes 213 amino acids. The transcript is spliced from 8 exons. The record is from RefSeq and is a predicted model, not a curated record. Gene Ontology annotation, biological process: positive regulation of transcription elongation by RNA polymerase II; protein phosphorylation.